This is a messenger RNA of Cottoperca gobio, 2204 nucleotides long. It is a transcript of the gene hbegfa, whose product is annotated as heparin-binding EGF-like growth factor a. Gene Ontology annotation, biological process: epidermal growth factor receptor signaling pathway; positive regulation of cell population proliferation. The transcript has 6 exons. Lineage: Eukaryota; Metazoa; Chordata; Actinopteri; Perciformes; Bovichtidae. Gene Ontology annotation, molecular function: epidermal growth factor receptor binding; growth factor activity. Bases 209 to 919 code for a protein of 236 amino acids. The record is from RefSeq and is a predicted model, not a curated record.
CGCUCCUCUCACACUGGAACAUCCGGGAUCCUCCAGCCCUCUCAAGUAAAACGAAGAGGUCGCAAUUACAGGCGGAAUUAAUUCAUACAAAAAACGAAGAAAAAAGCGAAAAAGGAAGGAAUAUUUAGAACCGGAACAAGUGGAAGGAAUACAACUUGUAGAUCAUCUUAUUUUUCCCCCGCUAAAAAUUCCUGGACGUUUUGACAUCAUGAGGAUUUUCUGUGUUGUGCUCUUACUGGUUCACGCCUUGGUGGUGUCCAGACCGGCCAGUGGUGCUGCAGUCGACAGGUAUGAGAGCGACAGGCAGCGGCACACAGCUGUUAUCAACUUGGACACGACCAAAGGCAAGAUGGUGGAGGAGGAGAGCAGAAGCCUGAGUGCGACAACAGCGGAGUAUGGUCAGGAAGCCGAGGAGGAGGAGUACGGUGAUUAUAAUUAUGAAGAGGACUAUGAAGAUGGCCUGUCUGGGGACUAUGCGGAGCUGCCACGAAUUGCCAUGGUAAGCAAACCUAAAGACCCGUCCACCAUCCUGGAGACUGAAAGCACGGAAGGAAAGAGAAGGAGAGGAAAGGGAAAAAAGAAGGGGAAAGGAAAGGGAAAGAAGAGGAAUCCUUGCCUGAGGAAGUAUAAAGAUUUCUGCAUUCACGGCACCUGCCAGUACCUGAGGGACAUCCAUGCCCCGUCCUGUGUGUGCCACCCGAGUUACUCUGGGGAAAGGUGUCAGUUUUUCACGUUGCCCUUGGAGAAGCCCCAGGAGGGUUACAACCGGACCACAGCUCUGGCCGUGGUGGCGGUGGUGCUGUCCUCCGUCUGCCUCACCAUCAUCGGCCUUUUAUUGUUGCUCAGGUUUCACAAGCGGGGAGCGUAUGAUGUAGAGAAUGAAGAGAAGGUCAAACUAGGGUUAGCGUCCAACCACUGAAGAGUCAAAGAGAGGCAAAGAUGUGGAAAUUCUACCUCAAAAUAGAAAAAGAGAAGUGAACUGCGAAAGGAGGUCCUAGAAGGAAAAGGAUCGUACAUGAAGAAGGGAACCGAGGUUGUCGUCUGCCUUGACCCUCUGCAAGACGUUCAGAUGAAAAAUGGGCAGGUGAACAUAUUCCUGAAGGCCUCAGAAGAAGUCGGCUGAAACUGGAAUAAUAACGGCCCAGAGGAUGGACUGCGGAGAUGUGACGAGCACGAAGGAACGAGAAGAAGGAACGUGUCUAGACUCUGUGCUGCUUCUUGACUGUGUGAAAAGAGGUCGUUUUAGACUGAACCGAACAAGAUUUUUAACAAAAGCAUUUUGUAUUUUCCUGCACAUGUCCAUCUUUUUUUUGUGUACAGUCAAUGGUAUAUUUAUAAUUUUAAUUUAUUUAUUUAAGCUAACUGUAUUUAUAGAGAUUUUAACCACCUUCAGCCGUUUUUAAAAUAAUGAUGUUACAAUUGUUUUUAUAUUUCUUAUUGGACGAUAUUUAUUUAUGAAACAGAAAAGCAAACAAUGCAGAAGCUCCUUGAGAUAUUCAGUAUUUCAUGAAAAGAGAUAUGAUGCAUAACUAUCUGGUUUCUGGCUUUAAUUCUGGCACUUAGUAGAUGAUCAAUAGCACUGUGAUUAAUAAAUUGAUCGUUGAAUAGACAUGAUAGUUUUUUUAAAUUAUUCAGGGUAGUUUCAUUGAGUUUCAAUGAACGGCCUGCUCACACUCACACAGUUACACACAUUCACAUCUGGAAGCUGCCCAGUGCAACCUGUUGGCUCUGUCAGCCACUAAGCAGCCCGCUGUCGAAGUUGCUCAAAGGCACAUCAGCGGUGAUAAUGGGGCAGGGCCUGCUCUUCCACCCAAAUUUGCCUGCAGGUUUUAGGAUCUUUAGGACACAUUAGGUUUAGUGUUCUGCCUCAAUGUUAUAAGAUCAGAUCAACGCCUGUAUGCACCGCACUGGCUAUUCAUUGAUUAAAGGCAACAUUAAAACUGCACUUAGCGAGUGUAUUGCUAAGAAACUUUUAAAAGGGAGUCAAUUAUCAAAUGCACUGUAGCAAGAAUUUGGUAUGAAUAUGUUGUCAUGUCGUCUUACCAUCAUUAGAGGAGAAACUCCCUCAGAUCCAUGUUAAGCUGUCAAGCAAAGAAAAAUGUGAAUUAAAGUGUACCACCCUUUCAAAUCCUGUCCUACAGUUUUGAAGUGAUUUUUAUUUAUGUGAUUUCAGAGCAAAAUAUAAUAAAAAAAGACUAUCCGAA